Nyctereutes procyonoides (raccoon dog) is the source of this 2890-nucleotide messenger RNA. It is a transcript of the gene ADGRA1, whose product is annotated as adhesion G protein-coupled receptor A1. Lineage: Eukaryota; Metazoa; Chordata; Mammalia; Carnivora; Canidae. Gene Ontology annotation, molecular function: G protein-coupled receptor activity. Gene Ontology annotation, biological process: cell surface receptor signaling pathway; G protein-coupled receptor signaling pathway. Gene Ontology annotation, cellular component: postsynaptic density; glutamatergic synapse; plasma membrane. The transcript is spliced from 4 exons. The record is from RefSeq and is a predicted model, not a curated record. The coding region runs from base 117 to 1544 and encodes 475 amino acids.
UCUGCUUCCACGCGGCGCUGACCUUCACGGUGUUUGCCGGCGGCGUGAACCGCACCAAGUACCCGAUCCUCUGCCAGGCGGUGGGCAUCCUCCUGCACUACUCCACGCUGGCCACCAUGCUGUGGAUCGGGGUGACCGCCAGGAACAUCUACAAGCAGGUGACCAAGAAGGCCCCGCCGUGCCUGGGCGCAGACCACCCGCCGUACCCCAAGCAGCCCCUGCUCAGGUUUUACCUCGUCAGCGGAGGGGUGCCCUUCAUCAUCUGCGGGGUCACGGCUGCCACGAACAUCAGGAACUACGGGACGGAGAGCGAGGACGUGCCCUACUGCUGGAUGGCCUGGGAGCCCAGCCUGGGGGCCUUCUACGGGCCGGCGGCCUUCAUCGCCCUGGUCACCUGCAUCUACUUCCUGGGCACCUACGUGCAGCUGCGGCGCCACCCGGAGCGCAGGUACGAGCUCCGGGCGCGCGCGGAGGAGCAGCAGCGGCUGGCAGUGCCCGAGGCCCGCCACAGCCCCGGCGCCCGGCCCGGCUCGCUGCCCGCCUGCGACGCCCUGGCCGCCUCCCUGCUGCAGAACGAGCACUCGCUGAAGGCCCAGCUGCGGGCCGCCGCCUUCACGCUGUUCCUGUUCGCGGCCACCUGGGCCUUCGGGGCGCUGGCCGUGUCCCAGGGCCACUUCCUGGACAUGGUCUUCAGCUGCCUGUACGGCGCCUUCUGCGUGACGCUGGGGCUCUUCGUGCUCAUCCACCACUGCGCCAAGCGGGACGACGUGUGGCACUGCUGGUGGUCCUGCUGCCCCUCCCGUGGGGACGCCCACGGCGCCAAGCUCGGGGCCUGCCCCGCGCUCGACACCAACGGGGACGCCCUGGGGCACGCGGCCUGCCUGCAGGACUCGCCGUGUCCGGGGCAGCCGCGGGGCUUCGGGCCCCCGCCCGCCGGCCACUGCAAGAUGACCAACCUGCAGGCCGCCCAGAGCCACGUCAACUGCCUGUCGCCAGCCACGCCGUGCUGCGCCAAGAUGCACUGCGAGCAGCUGAUGGAGGACGCGGCCCACGUCCACGUGCACGAGGAGGACGCCUUCGGGCACGACCCGCACCUGCACAGGUGCCUCCAGGCCAGAACUAAGCCUCCCUACUUCGGCCGGCACCGGGCAGCCGCGGCGGAGGAGUACGCCUACCACAUCCCGUCCAGCCCCGACGGCAGCCCCCGCAGCUCGCGCUCGGACAGCCCCCCCAGCUCGCUCGAGGGCCCCGUGGGGGCGCACGCGCUGGCCUGCUGCGCCCAGGCCGACCCCUUCCCCUUGGUCAGCCAGCCCGAGGGCAGCGACGCGGGCUCGGUGCUGUACGGCUGCGCCCUGCGGCCGGGCCGGGAGUCGGCCCACGGCCCGCCGCACUUCGAGAUGCUCCGCAGAACACAGUCCCUGCCCUUCGGCGGCCCCGGCCAGAACGGGCUGCUCAAGGGCGACUUGUGUGAGGUCCUGUCCUUCAGCGCCAACGGCAUGGGCAACAUCCGGACGGGGCCGUGGAAGAACGAGACCACCGUGUAGCCGCCCCGCCCCCGCCCCACGCACGCGCCGGGGCAGAGCCGGGCCGCCAGGGGAGGCCAGCGGGGCCGCUUCUCGGAGCGGCUGGCGCCCCUGACCUGCGCUGCGACGGACCCAGCGGGAACGUGCUUCGGGCCGCGCCUGCUUCCGCUAACCCUGAGGCCGGACGGGCCGUCCACGUCCCGGUCACUCCUGGCCCGCGGCACCCAGGCCCCGGGGCAGCCCAGGAACCGAGCAGCAAAACACCCGCGGCGCCCGGCGCCUGCCCCGCCAGCCCGGCCGCGACAGGAGGUGCCACCCGGUUUCCCCAGCGUCUACCGUGUGUGUCAUUAGGUCUGGUUCCAAGGCACGGGCAGCCUGCUGGUCGGCACAGGUGUCCUGGACCUGGGCAGUCACCGCUGGCCCCUUGCCGGCCCGUGUCAGAGUCGGGGGCCCACGUCGCCGCCUCCGCCUGCAGCGGCCGCCCUGGGAGCAUCACGGACGCUGGGGCUUGUGACCGUGAUGUGGGCGCACGUGAGACCGUGCUCCAGGGCGCUGGCUGGGGUCUUUGAGGGGCCGCGUGCCUUCGGAAAUGCCCAAAAGCCCUUCAGAUUCGCCUGUCGCGCCAGCCUCUGUCGGGACCGUACCGCACCCCACGAGGUCACUAGGGCUGGGAAGAGGGGGGCUGGCAUUUCCAGGAACACCCGGGCACGACGCCCCGACUCAGGACGGGUGUCAGGACAGUGAGUGAAGCGAGGCUCAUCCCGCGGGCAGGGCCACGGAUGGAGGCCCGACCUACCGGGGAACACGUGUGCGGGACUGUGCAGCCAUCCCCCCUCCCUCCCCCCAGCCCCACGCACACGUGCAGACACGCGUGCACACACCACACACAUGUGUGCGUGGCACAUAGAUGCACAGGUGCAUCGUGUGUGUCCACACCUGCACGCGUGUGUGCUUGCAUACACGCACUCAGCACACCGUGCACAGGCACAGCCCGCGUCCCCAGGCAUCGGAGCGCCCGUGUCAUUGCCCCGCACGGACGUCGUCUCUGUGGCGCCUCCGUGGCCGCGCUGUCUGGGCGGGGGCUCCACCAGGCGCAGGCCCGUCCUACCGCACGCCUGGGGGACAGGGGUGUGUCGGGGUCCGAGGGCCACCGCUCAGCAUCUGAGCACGAGGAGCCUCGCUUCCCGGGAUUCCCGUAGACCUGACGACGUCCCGCGCGCGCCGCCGGCCCCGCGCGUCCUCACAGGCCACCCGGACGGGCCACCAGAUGACCGCCCGGCAGUGUCCGCCUGUCCGGCCGGGCCGCCUGCUUCCGUAGCCGAGAGGACCCAGAGAGCCGACGCUGUGCUGUGUACACGCUGUAGAUG